AUGGAAACCUCCUCCCUGCAGCUGGCAAUGCGACAGAAAAUCACGGGCUUGCAGGCUCGCAAACUCGCAGCCAGCCACAAACCAACCGUUUCGCUGAAUGCGGAUGAGGACCCUGAAACUCAUCUUCUCUCCCGUUUUACGACCGUACAUGGGGCGGCCGCUUUCAUUUCAGUACGCAUGGCUUUCGGCUGUCUGAGUCGUGCCGUUAAUGACAGGACAAGCGAUUCAUACCCAAGGCACAACUCUAACAGCCACUCUCAUUGCACCGUAGGCGCGAAUUCCGCUGGUCGCUUUCCGCAGACGAACUCGUUGCCUGAACAGCCAAUGUCAUGGCAGCAUUCCCCCCUGAAGCGGCUAUUCCCGUUCAGUCAGGGCGACGGGACUCGCACCUCCUGGCCCCUGCUUGAGGGCUUGAAGGCUUGA
Molecule: messenger RNA, 423 nt
Organism: Fusarium sp. VM40
Lineage: Eukaryota; Fungi; Ascomycota; Sordariomycetes; Hypocreales; Nectriaceae
Source: the annotation of a GenBank genome assembly